Messenger RNA from Aspergillus affinis, 825 nucleotides. RefSeq lists its product as uncharacterized. Bases 1 to 825 code for a protein of 274 amino acids. The transcript is spliced from 2 exons. Lineage: Eukaryota; Fungi; Ascomycota; Eurotiomycetes; Eurotiales; Aspergillaceae. The record is from RefSeq and is a predicted model, not a curated record.
AUGGCCAGCAACGAACCUCUGCAUGGAGCUUGUCUCUGCGGUCGCAACCAAUACCACAUUCACAUUCCAAACAAUGUGACCGAUCACGCCGAGAUCUACUUUGAUAGCGGUCGGGACAACCCAUGGCUCCGCGUCCCUCUGUCUUGGUACCAGUCUCAUACCGAAUCGUUCUUCCCGGAUGAAACGCAUUCCACCAUUCGUCGUAUCUUCUCGCCUCAUCAUGCACCGCAUACGCAGCGUGUCUUCUGCGGCUUCUGCGGCAGCCCCCUUACGUACUGGAGCGAAGAGCCGCGGGAAGACGCUGAAUAUAUGUCUGUGACGAUUGGUAGUCUCGAUGCUGAGGAUCAACGCUUACUGGAGGACCUUGAUCUCCUCCCUGGAUCGGAGUCUUCGUUGGAAGAUGAGGAUGAUGAAAACGAAGACGGCGACGAUUCUUCGGAUGAAGAAGACGAGGACCAGAAGGAUGUCGUUGCUGCACCGGCUCCGCAGGCGACUGCUUCCACAUCUACUGUUGUCGUGCCACCUUCGAAAGGGGAAGGGAACCUCUCCCGGUCUUAUCGCCAAGGCACGGUAAGUGGGAUUCCAUGGUUUGAGGAAAUGAUCGAGGGAAGUCGGCUAGGACGGUUGAUGAAGGGUAGACGAGGUAUGGGAGUCAGUGAUGAUAAUUCUACCACGAUAGAGUGGGAGGUUAGCGAGUGGACCAAUGAUGAUACUGGCUUGGCUCAGGCUGGGUCGUCUAGGGCAUCAAGAUCUGGGAAGAGGAAGCGUGGUCAUACUAAUGUGGAGGAGAUCGAGCAGCCUAGCAAACGAACGGAGUCACCUUAA